This is a messenger RNA of Morchella importuna, 1017 nucleotides long. RefSeq lists its product as uncharacterized. Lineage: Eukaryota; Fungi; Ascomycota; Pezizomycetes; Pezizales; Morchellaceae. The record is from RefSeq and is a predicted model, not a curated record. Bases 1 to 1017 code for a protein of 338 amino acids. The transcript has a single exon.
AUGGCCAACGACAUCCCCUGGUACAUCCACCUUCCGCUCUUCCUCCUCUUCCAACUCCCCAACUACAUCGGCAUCUCCGUCUGGCAGCACUUCUACACCAAAACCACCAUCCACCCCACCUGGAGCCCCGCCCGCUCCACAAACACACGCACCGACAUGCGCGGCGAGUUCGCCGGCAUCCUCAUCUUCAGCGCCCUCUCGGGUCUCAGCCACCUCUACGCCUGCACCAAGAUCCUCCUCCUCCCGCUCAUCAUCGCCUUCGACGACAACGAGCUCCCAGGCACCCGCUCGCCCACCCGCCGCUCCACACUCGUCUUCAUCCUCUACCUCGCCGGCAUCGUCCUCCUCACCCUCUUCUCGUCAACCGUCAUGUUUGUCGCCCCCUUCGUCACCCCAGAGUGGAGCUGGAAAAGCACCUACAAGCACGCCUGCGACGGAAUGGACCUCCGCGUCCACCUCGACACCCCCGGCGUGCGCCAGGCUAACGAGGUAACAUUCGAGGACCGUCUCUCGGGGACAAACUUCACCAUGGCAAUGAGCCCGGACCCUGUCGCGGCGGGCUACGACGCCAAGGGCCUCUACAGUUUCAAUGUCACCAGCGCUGGUGGCGGCGCUGGUGCGCCCGGGUGGGCACGGGUCGAGUACAACAUGGAGUUUGGCUGGUACACCGUGUAUUCGCGCAACAGCAGCAUCUUUGCGCACGGGGUGUUUGAGACGGGGAAGCAGUUCCGGCUGCCGGAGAUGCAUUUGGCGGGGGAUUUGGCGCUGUUUGAGAGUCGGUGUGUGUUUGAUCCGACGGUGCAGAUGCGCGAUGCGCGCGAGAGGGAGGGGGAGGUGUUGGUGAAGACGGUGCAGUUUAGGAUCUGUGGGGGAUUGGUGGUGUGUGCGAAGGGGAGUGUGGGGAAGCAGGUGGCGGUACCCGUUGGGUUGUUGAUGUUGGGGAGGGCGAAGAGGGGUGGGGGGUGCUGUAUGUCGAAGUAUAGAGUGCCUGGCGUGGAGGGGAGGGAUUAUCAGUAG